GACAAAACCAAAAGGAGGAGAAAUUAUGCCCAGAAAAUUUUACCCGCAUCCUGGACAGCUUACUCGAUGGUUAUGACAACAGGCUGCGUCCUGGAUUUGGGGGUCCUGUUACAGAAGUAAAAACUGACAUAUAUGUCACCAGCUUUGGACCUGUUUCUGAUGUUGAAAUGGAAUACACAAUGGAUGUGUUCUUCAGACAGACGUGGAUUGACAAAAGACUAAAAUAUGAUGGCCCCAUUGAAAUUUUGAGAUUGAACAAUAUGAUGGUAACAAAAGUAUGGACACCUGACACUUUCUUCAGGAAUGGAAAGAAAUCUGUUUCACAUAAUAUGACAGCUCCAAACAAGCUUUUUAGAAUUAUGAGAAAUGGCACUAUUUUAUACACAAUGAGACUCACCAUAAGUGCGGAGUGUCCCAUGAGAUUGGUGGAUUUCCCCAUGGAUGGUCAUGCAUGCCCUUUGAAAUUUGGAAGUUAUGCAUAUCCGAAGAGUGAGAUGAUUUAUACCUGGACAAAAGGUCCUGAGAAAUCAGUGGAAGUUCCAAAGGAGUCUUCCAGCUUAGUCCAAUAUGACUUGAUUGGGCAAACUGUAUCAAGUGAAACUAUCAAGUCCAUUACGGGUGAAUAUAUUGUUAUGACAGUUUACUUCCACCUCAGACGGAAGAUGGGUUACUUUAUGAUUCAGACGUAUAUCCCAUGUAUUAUGACAGUGAUUCUUUCUCAAGUUUCAUUCUGGAUAAACAAGGAAUCAGUUCCAGCUAGGACUGUAUUUGGAAUAACCACAGUCCUCACCAUGACCACACUGAGCAUCAGUGCCCGGCAUUCUUUGCCCAAAGUGUCCUAUGCUACUGCCAUGGAUUGGUUUAUAGCUGUCUGCUUUGCUUUCGUAUUUUCUGCACUUAUUGAGUUUGCUGCUGUCAAUUAUUUUACCAAUAUUCAAAUGGAAAAAGCCAAAAAGAAGUCAUCAAAAGCCCCCCAGGAAAUCCCAGCUGCUCCAGUGCUGAAAGAGAAGCAUCCUGAAACACCUCUGCAGAACACAAAUGCCAACCUGAAUAUGAGAAAAAGAACAAAUGCCUUGGUUCACUCGGAAUCUGAUGUUGGCAACAGAACUGAGGUGGGAAACCAUUCGAGCAAAUCCUCCACAAUUAAUCCAGGAUCUUCUGAAGCCACAUCACAGUCUUACUUAGCUUCCAGUCCAAACCCAUUCAGCCAUGCAAAUGCAGCUGAAACAAUAUCUGCCGCAAGAGCACCUCUAUCUGCUCCUCCCUCUACUCCUGGGAGAACUGGGUAUGUGCCCCAACAGGCUUCUGCUGGAUCUGCUUCUACCCAACGUGUGUUUGGAUCAAGACUGGAGCGAAUUAAGACCACUAUUAAUACCACAGGGGCUUCUGGGAAGUUGUCAGCAGCCACUACUCCCUCUGCCCCCCCGCCAUCUGGGUCUGGCACAAGCAAAAUAGACAAAUAUGCCCGUAUUCUCUUUCCAGUAACAUUUGGGGCAUUUAACAUGGUCUAUUGGGUUGUUUAUUUAUCUAAAGACACUAUGGAGAAAUCAGAAAGUCUAAUGUAAUUUUGUUGCUAGAAUAGUUUCCUAAAAGAUGAUGAACUCAAUGCAGA
Messenger RNA from Hyaena hyaena (striped hyena), 1612 nucleotides. RefSeq names its product gamma-aminobutyric acid type A receptor subunit alpha4 (gene GABRA4). Gene Ontology annotation, biological process: monoatomic ion transmembrane transport; synaptic transmission, GABAergic; regulation of postsynaptic membrane potential. Gene Ontology annotation, cellular component: neuron projection; synapse; dendrite membrane. Lineage: Eukaryota; Metazoa; Chordata; Mammalia; Carnivora; Hyaenidae. Bases 168 to 1565 code for a protein of 465 amino acids. The record is from RefSeq and is a predicted model, not a curated record. Gene Ontology annotation, molecular function: GABA-gated chloride ion channel activity; benzodiazepine receptor activity; GABA-A receptor activity. The transcript has 8 exons.